AUGUCUGGCCCACAGCGGAUCAGCCUCGACGACUUCCAUCUCCUCAGCGUCAUCGGCAAGGGCAGCUACGGCAAGGUCAUGCUUGCCCGCUACAAGGACACCGGCAAGGUCAUGGCCAUCAAGGUCAUCUCCAAAAUCCGCCGCGUGAUGGCAGAGCGCCGUGUCCUGGAGCGCACUGUGCAGCACCCGUUCCUGGUCGGUCUGCAGUGUGCGUUCCAGACAAAGGAGAAGCUGUACUUUUGCCUCGACUACGUCAACGGUGGCGAGCUGUUCUUCCACCUGCAGCGCGAGCGGCGCUUUGCAGAGAACCGUGCCCGAUUCUAUGCUGCCGAGAUCACCUCGGCGCUGGCGUACCUCCACGGCAUGGAUGUCGUGUACCGCGAUCUGAAGCCCGAGAACUGCCUGCUGGAUGCGCGCGGGCAUGUGCGUAUCGUCGACUUUGGGCUGGCCAAGGAGGUCGGUCCGAUCGUCUGGCGCACGGAGGGGUCUGCGCUGUACUCGGUGGAGGAGGGUGGCAAGACAGCCACGUUCUGCGGCACGCCAGAGUACCUGGCACCCGAGGUUCUGCUGAGACAGAGCUACGGCAAGGAGGUCGACUGGUACUGCCUCGGCGCUGUUCUCUACGAAAUGCUAACUGGUUUGCCGCCAUACUACGACCAGGACAAUAACGUCAUGUACCAGCGGAUCCUGCAGGAUCCCCUGCGAUUCCCAGCGACACUGCCGCCGCCGCUACCUGGAAACGGCACUGCUUUCCCAGGAACAAACAUGAUGGCAGCUAACCACAUUGGGCGGCUCGCGCAGGACUUUGUGUACCGGCUGAUGGAGCGUGAUCCGAAGAAGCGCCUGGGAGCCGGCGUGUUUGGCACUGAGAACGUCAAGCGCCAUGCAUUCUUCUAUGGCAUCGACUGGGGCAAGAUCUACCGCCAAGAGUACGCGCCGCCAUUCGUGCCCCAGAUGGAGCUGGCCGAGACGCUAAUCGUGGUUUUGACACGUUUGCCCAUGAGGACCAGCGGGAUAGUGACACCAUGGACUAGGACGGAGCCAAAGACGAUCAUACAGACGACCGGGUAG
Molecule: messenger RNA, 1071 nt
Organism: Linderina pennispora
Lineage: Eukaryota; Fungi; Kickxellomycota; Kickxellomycetes; Kickxellales; Kickxellaceae
Product: Pkinase-domain-containing protein
Exons: 3
Coding region: 1-1071 (356 amino acids)
Biological process (GO): protein phosphorylation
Molecular function (GO): ATP binding; protein serine/threonine kinase activity
Source: RefSeq, a predicted model, not a curated record